Messenger RNA from Spodoptera littoralis (African cotton leafworm), 1398 nucleotides. Lineage: Eukaryota; Metazoa; Arthropoda; Insecta; Lepidoptera; Noctuidae. The record is from the annotation of a GenBank genome assembly.
AUGGCUCUUUUCAGGAUUACAUCAACUAAAUUGGCAGAAAUACAGAAAGUAUGCCCAACGGCAUCGAUUCUGCUGCGAGGUUUGAGUGCCGAGUCCACCAACCUCAAGAGCAUUCUGCAAGAAAAGAUCCCCAAAGAACAGGAAAAGAUCCGGGAGUUCCGUAAGAAACAUGGCAGCACUAAAGUUGGAGAGGUCACCGUGGACAUGAUGUACGGAGGCAUGCGUGGUAUCAAGGGUCUGGUGUGGGAAACAUCCGUGUUGGACCCUGAUGAGGGUAUCCGUUUCCGUGGCAUGUCUAUCCCUGAAUGCCAACAGGCCCUGCCCAAGGCCAAGGGAGGCGCUGAACCUCUUCCCGAAGGUCUUUUCUGGCUUCUCGUGACAGGAGACAUCCCGACCGAGGCUCAAGCUAAAGCCCUGUCCAAAGAGUGGGCACAAAGGGCUGAGCUGCCAGCACAUGUUGUCACCAUGCUCAACAACAUGCCGAGCAAGCUUCACCCCAUGUCACAGUUCUCGGCUGCCGUCACCGCCCUCAACAGCGAAUCUUCAUUCGCAAAGGCCUACUCAGAGGGUGUGCACAAAUCCAAAUACUGGGAGUACGUUUACGAGGACUCGAUGAACUUGAUUGCCAAACUGCCCGUGAUUGCUGCCACCAUCUACCGCAACACGUACCGCGACGGAAAGGGCAUCGGCGCCAUCGAUGACAACAAGGAUUGGUCUGCCAACUACUGCACCAUGCUCGGUUUCGACGACCCUCAGUUCACAGAGCUGAUGCGCCUGUACCUCACCAUUCACAGUGACCACGAGGGUGGCAACGUGUCUGCUCACACCACUCACUUGGUUGGUUCAGCUCUGAGCGACCCCUACCUCUCGUUUGCCGCGGGUCUGAACGGUCUCGCUGGACCUCUCCAUGGUCUGGCUAACCAGGAGGUGCUUGUGUGGUUGGAGAAACUACGUAAACAAGUUGGCGAUAACUUCACCGAGGAUGGACUCAAGGAGUUCAUUUGGAAGACUCUCAAGUCCGGACAGGUUGUUCCCGGAUAUGGUCACGCUGUACUCAGGAAGACUGACCCCAGGUACACAUGCCAGCGUGAAUUCGCCCUGAAGCACUUGCCCAACGACCCACUAUUCAAACUGGUCGCCGCUGUGUACAAGGUGGUGCCCCCAAUCCUAACAGAGCUUGGCAAGGUCAAGAACCCGUGGCCCAAUGUGGACUCUCACUCUGGCGUCCUCUUACAGUAUUACGGACUGAAGGAGAUGAACUACUACACCGUGAUGUUCGGCGUGUCUCGCGCUCUCGGCGUCCUCGCUCAACUGAUCUGGUCUCGUGCACUCGGCCUUCCCAUUGAGCGACCCAAGUCCCUCAGCACUGACAUGCUGAUUAAGCAGCUGGGCAAGUAA